UUUCACUAUAAUAUUUUUCUUUUAACCGUUAAAUAUACCUAGGUUACUACCUCGAGGCAUUGGUGGUCAACUGCUAUUAGGUACGGAAGCCGUUAAGAAAAAUCGUUUUCUAUCCCAUUUGAGCCAUUUUAAACUGAAGUCCUUGUAACUAAGUCUGAUGUUGAUGCGCUACUGCCCUGAUGACCUUGGUACGCAAAGCAGUCCGUCUUUUUCAACGUAUAUCGUGCAGCGUGCGUAUGGCUAGCACAUCUUUAAUUAAAGAAGGUUGUGCGGAAGUCAUGCUUCCAGAUGGCGUGUUUUACAAUCCUGUACAAGAAUUUAACAGAGACCUUACAAUAGCUGUAGUAAAUCAGUUUGGAAAGUUGCACAGAAGAGAAGCUAUUCUGAAAAUGAAGGACAAAAUGAGUGAAACUCCUGAUUCUCCUUGUGGCCUAAAGAUAUUGGAGGCAUUAGCAGCAUCCGGAAUUAGAUCUGUUAGAAUGGCUCUCGAAGUUUCAAAUGUAUCGAGUAUUAUUGCCAAUGAUCUUAGUCCAGAGGCUGUUGCUUUGAUACAGAAGAAUGUCGCUCACAAUAAUGUGGAGAAUAUUGUCAGUACAGUCUGCGGUGACGCUGUCGACCUUAUGCAUCAACGUCGGUCAUUUGGCGAAAAGUUUGAUGUGGUUGAUAUCGACCCCUUUGGAACAGCAAGUCCGUUUUUAAACACGGCCGUCCAGUGUUUACGGAGUGGUGGACUUCUCUGUGUCACUUCAACAGAUUUGGCAGUGUUAUGUGGGAGCACUCCUGGAACUUCGAUGGGAAAAUAUGGUGGGAUGGCUAUUAAAACAGGCUCUACACAUGAAGUUGGAUUACGAAUACUUUUAAAUGCUAUGCAGUUGGCUGCAAGUCAGCAUGGUAAAGUUAUUGAACCUUUGUUAUCGUUGUCAGUGGAUUUCUAUAUUCGUGUAUUUGUACGUGUUUGGUCUAGUCCGAUAUCUGUAAAAGCUAUUGCAGCUAAACAUGGUAUUUGUUAUAUUUGUCGUGGAUGCUUAGCCCAUCAUAUACAACCUCUUGGAGAAGCAGUUAAUACUAGUAAAGUAGUUGCCGCAGCUCUUGGCCCACCUAUAGGACCUCAAUGUAUAGAAUGUGGUUCGAAAUUUCAUGUGUUUGGUCCUAUUUGGAUUGGACCUUUACAUAGUCGUACAUUCCUACAAGAGUUUCUCUCGGAUUUAGGCUACCCUCCCAAAAACGUCGACAAUGGUAUAUCAAGUUGUUUGAAUGGUGAAAAUCAUUCUUCAACACAACUGGACAUAAGUACUGGAUCAAGUGAAUCAAAAGUUGAGGUAUCAACUCAUAGUCUAACGAAUAAAAAUUACCGCACAUUUAAACGUAUCAUCGGUAUGGUUACUGUGGCGUAUGAAGAACUUCCAGAUGUUCCUUUAUAUUACAUAAUUGAUCAAUUAGCAUCAGUUUUUGGUUGUACCAUGCCUAAACAACCAGACUUAUAUUCUUGUCUUCUAAAUGCCAACUACCGUGUUUCUUGCUCGCAUGCUGAUAAAAAUUCUCUGAAAACAGAUGCUCCGCAUUCAUUUGUACUCGACUGUUUUCGAUCUCAUUGUGAUAGAACUGGAAUAAACUGUAAAAGAGAAAGACCUGACCUUGAAUCAAAUGAUGAUGAUGAAGGAGAUCCCGAAACAGAAGUAAACGCAACACCAAAGGUCAGUGUUCGAAGCAAAAGACGCUUCAGAAGAAAGAAGCAUGCUGAUGGUAACUUGAAAAUCUCAUCGAACAUGGAAGAGACAAAUAUUGAAUCGGAUAGUAAUGUUUCACAUAGUCAAACAGUACGCAUCAGCUUACGAACCAGACCAAUUAAUCCAUCAGUAUCUUUCACUCGUCAUCCGCUUGCUGAACCUCCAUCAAAAAAUGAUGGGCUAGUUAGAUAUCAGAUAAAUCCUGAAAAAAAUUGGGGUCCAAAGUCGAGACCGAAAAUGAAGAAAACAUCACCUUGAAUAACAACAUGCAUAGUAAUGUCAACAAUGACUUUCACAUAAAUGCCUCACAUAUUAUAUUUUGUGAAUGUAUAUAUUUUCAAUACAAGCAUAUGAAUGAAUCCUUCAACUUGAAUUUGCCCCUUGUAAGUAGAAAGCUUAGAGCUCAGGACACAUUCCAAGACUAAAAAUAUAUAUUGGAAUUUCCGAAUUACGAACCCUAUAUCAAAUGAGGUAACAACCCCUACUAGCUGAGAUCGUAGAACUUCAUGCAUCGAGGUACCCUGUUUAAAAUGCAGAUGAAACUCAAACGUGAUCAUUCACUUGUUCCAUCUUAGAGACUGCCUCUAUUCCGAAGAAGCUAGAGAUGACAUCCAUAUGACUGUAAAUACAGCAGUUAUAUCUGCCACCAACUUUAAUCGGAAGGUUAAGAAAAACCAUUGGGUUUCAAAAACCCUAGCCGCACUAAGUUACCCGAAAACUGAUUCUGACAGACUCGCAGAGAACUCAAACAUAGGCCAGCAUGGUGUUUACGCAAUGGUGGUCAACGGGAGCGAGGGAUAGAAAAUGAACUAUAAAGUGAUAAAACUAACAUUUAUUUCGACUCAGCAACGAACCAAGUAUUAAAAGGUCAGCCGUCAGUGAGAUCGAUUAAGUAUCCACCCUUCACCUGGUUUCAGGACAUAGACAUGCCGACGGUCGACUCUGUUGGCCGGGACGAUUUCUGACAACUUUUGUCAUUAAAACGCGCACCAAAGAAGUACAUAAGUGUUGUGGCGAUCCUUUACUAAAAUGCCAUUGGCCGAGUCAGAGCUCAUGAAGAACUGUCAAUAUGAAGUGGCGUCUGUCAGGGUUGUUCACCAUCUUCCAGCUUUAUCCAACUUUUUCAUUGAUAUUCUCCUCCUAAGGAACUACACUCACCUAAAUUUUCAAAGACUAAUCUACCAAGAGGUAUACUUAUCGACUUCAAAUAUGUAUACGACAUGGUCGUAUUUAAAGUCACUAAGGGCCGAACCUUCUGAUGACCUUAAAAUACAAGCACGGUUUGAAUGUUCCUCCCCUUUUAGAUGCAAAAUAUUGCUUCGGAAAUAGUUUGUGUUGUGAACGAGGAAAUAAGAAGCCCAGACAAACUACGAAAGCUAUUUUUGGGGACGUUAUUUCAUUUCAUUCAAACCUUGUAAAACACAUAUUUAUUUUUGUCCCUAUUUUAUUCUACACAACAUGAGCUUUCGUUCUAUGUAUCAUUCACUGCCAUACCCUUUUUUGUUCCGAAAAUAUUGUAAUUUAAACAUACAAUUUUGUAUCUUAUUUUCUACCCUAAUUCUCAGUUUCGGACAUAAUUGUAUUUUUCCAAAUUAUCGUACGUUGUGGUCAGGAUAUUCACUUAUUUAUUCAUGUACAUUUUUGCACUAAUCCGAAUUCAGAGUUCAGUGUUCCAA
Molecule: messenger RNA, 3403 nt
Organism: Schistosoma intercalatum
Lineage: Eukaryota; Metazoa; Platyhelminthes; Trematoda; Strigeidida; Schistosomatidae
Source: the annotation of a GenBank genome assembly